AUGGUCACUUUUCCUUGUAAAGUAAUCGGAGUUAUCAAAUUCUUCAUCUCAUUUUUAUUUCAGAACAAUGGAAGGAAAGAGAUUCCCCGUGUUUGGGUUGAUGGCGUUUUCGAUGUAGCACACUUUGGACACUACAACAUGAUGAGACAAGCUGCUGCUUUGGCCGACGAACUUUAUGUUGGUGUACAUAAUGAUGAAGAAGUCACAAAGAACAAAGCUAAGCCAGUUUUCAAUCUCCAGGAAAGAAUGGAACUUGUUAGUGCUUGCAAGUGGGCCACAAAGGUUAUCCCAGACGCACCAUUCACAACACAAGUUGAUUGGCUAAAGAGAUUCGACUGCGAAGCAUGCAUCCAUGGUGAUGAUCUCGUUCUCAACUCCGAUGGUGUUGACUGCUACAAGGCUGUUAAGGAUGCAAACAUGUUCGCAACAGUUCCAAGAACAAAGGCCAUAUCAACAACAAAUCUCAUCGGCCGUAUGCUUCGUCUUCCAAAGGAUCAGCUUCCAGAAGGCUUCGAUACAUCAUUACUUGAGAACCUUUCCGGUGAUAUUUCAUCAUUCUAUACAUACAUGCCAACAACUCACCGUAUUUCUCAGUUCGCUUCCCACAGAGAGCCAACGAAGAACGAUAAGAUCGUCUACGUCGAUGGUACAUUCGACCUUCUUCACCCUGGCCACGUUUCAUUCCUCAAGAAGGCCAAAGCUCUCGGCACAUACCUUGUUGUUGGCGUUCACCCAGAUCCGCUCCCAGGUGAGAACCGCCCAGCACCAAUCAUGACCCUCCAGGAACGUGUUCUUAACGUUUUGGCCGUCAAAUAUGUCGACGAUGUCAUCAUUGGAGCUCCUUACGUUAUUACAAAGGCUUUAAUCGACCAGAUCGAACCAGCCGUCGUUGCUGAAGGAUCUUCCGCUACACGUCCUAAAUCUGUUGACGCAUUCAAGAUUCCAAAGGAGAUGGGAAUCUUCCAGCAGAUCGAAUCUGACUAUCCAGAGUUCACAUCCAAGCUCGUCAUCAAGCGCAUCCUUGACAAUUACCAAAUUUACGCUAAGCGCAACGCAACAAAGGAGAAAGCUGCUUGCGAGAAACUCGCUUAA
This is a messenger RNA of Trichomonas vaginalis G3, 1092 nucleotides long. Its product is annotated as cytidylyltransferase family. NCBI's taxonomy places the organism in Eukaryota, Parabasalia, Trichomonadida, Trichomonadidae. The coding region runs from base 1 to 1092 and encodes 363 amino acids. Gene Ontology annotation, biological process: phosphatidylethanolamine biosynthetic process. Gene Ontology annotation, molecular function: ethanolamine-phosphate cytidylyltransferase activity. The transcript has a single exon. The record is from RefSeq and is a predicted model, not a curated record. Gene Ontology annotation, cellular component: cytoplasm.